AUGCAUUUCAUCACCAUCCUCACAACCGCGGUCGCGACCCUCGCAUCUAUUGCAGCAGCUGCUCCUAAGACCGAAACUUUCGCAACAGCUAGUGUCUAUGCCUUCAACCGAGACCAGAACACUCACAAGUUCGUCGACGUUCCUUUCGGCAAGCUCACACACAUCGACUAUCAAAUCACCGACCUUGAGCUCCGCGGCGUUCAGUUCCUUCUCCCCGACGGCGAGAAGAUCGAUCCCGACAAGGUGACCUGUCAGAUGUACAAGGACAGCCUGGGCACCCAGCCUGGGAGCGCUGCUUUUACGAAGAAGACGCCUGCCCAUAUCAGUCUCUUCAAUCCUGUUCAGUUUGGAUGGGUCUUGUGCUAUGUCAACGUUGGUAGCGCCUAA
Molecule: messenger RNA, 387 nt
Organism: Fusarium fujikuroi IMI 58289
Lineage: Eukaryota; Fungi; Ascomycota; Sordariomycetes; Hypocreales; Nectriaceae
Exons: 1
Coding region: 1-387 (128 amino acids)
Source: RefSeq, a predicted model, not a curated record